Messenger RNA from Pipistrellus nathusii (Nathusius's pipistrelle), 2604 nucleotides. Lineage: Eukaryota; Metazoa; Chordata; Mammalia; Chiroptera; Vespertilionidae. The record is from the annotation of a GenBank genome assembly.
AUGCGGACCCCGCGAGUGCCCCCUCCCCGCCUGGCCCUGCUGCUCCUGGUGCUGCUCCUGGGGGGCGCCCACGGGCUCUUCCCCGAGGAGCCGCCGCCGCUCAGCGUGGCCCCCAGGGACUACCUGAGCCACUACCCUGUGUUCGUGGGCAGCGGGCCAGGCCGCCCGGCCCCCACCGAGGGCGCCGAGGACCUCAACAUCCAGCGGGUCCUGCGGGUCAACAGGACGCUGUUCAUCGGGGACAGGGACAGCCUGUACCGGGUAGAGCUGGAGCCCCCCGCCUCCACGGAGCUCCGGUACCAGAGGAAGCUGACCUGGCGCUCCAACCCCAGCGACAUCAACGUGUGUCGGAUGAAGGGCAAGCAGGAGGCCGAGUGCCGGAACUUUGUGAAGGUGUUGCUGCUCCGGGACGAGGCCACGCUUUUCGUGUGCGGCUCCAACGCCUUCAACCCCCUGUGCGCCAACUACAGCACAGACACCUUGCAGCCCCUCGGGGACAACAUCAGCGGCAUGGCCCGCUGCCCCUACGACCCCAAGCAUGCCAACGUCGCCCUCUUCUCCGAAGGAAUGCUCUUCACGGCCACCGUCACCGACUUCCUGGCCAUCGACGCCGUCAUCUACCGCAGCCUGGGAGACCGGCCCACCCUGCGCACCGUGAAGCACGACUCCAAGUGGUUCAAAGAGCCCUACUUCCUGCACGCGGUGGAGUGGGGCAGCCACAUCUACUUCUUCUUCCGGGAGAUCGCCAUGGAGUUCAGCUACCUGGAGAAGGUGGUGGUGUCCCGCGUGGCCCGGGUGUGCAAGAACGACGCGGGGGGCUCGCCCCGCGUGCUGGAGAAGCAGUGGACGUCCUUCCUGAAGGCACGGCUCAACUGCUCCGUGCCUGGGGACUCACACUUCUACUUCAACGUGCUGCAGGCCGUCACGGGCGUGGUCAGCCUGGGCGGCCGGCCCGCGGUCCUGGCCAUCUUCUCCACCCCCAGCAACAGCAUCCCCGGCUCUGCCGUCUGCGCCUUUGACAUGACCCAGGUGGCCGCCGUGUUUGAAGGCCGCUUUCGAGAGCAGAAGUCUCCCGAGUCCGUCUGGACGCCGGUGCCGGAGGACCAGGUGCCCCGGCCCCGGCCUGGGUGCUGUGCGGCUCCCGGCAUGCAGUACAACACCUCCAGCGCCUUCCCGGAUGAGAUCCUCAACUUCGUCAAGACCCACCCGCUGAUGGACGAGGCGGUGCCCUCGCUGGGCCACGCGCCCUGGAUAGUGCGGACUCUGACUCGGCACCAGCUGACCCGCGUGGCUGUGGACGUGGGCGCCGGCCCCUGGGGCAACCAGACUGUGGUCUUUCUGGGCUCCGAGGCGGGCACCGUCCUCAAGUUCCUGGUCUGGCCCAACGCCAGCGCCUCAGGCACCUCCGGGCCCAGUGUCUUCCUCGAGGAGUUCGAGACCUACCGGCCAGACAGGUGUGGCCGGCCCGGUGGCGGUGAGACGGGGCAGCGGCUGCUGAGCCUGGAGCUGGACGUGGCCUCGGGAGGCCUGCUGGCGGCCUUCCCCCACUGCGUGGUCCGCGUGCCCGUGGCCCGCUGCCAGCAGCACUCAGGGUGCAUGAAGAACUGCAUCGGCAGCCAGGACCCCUACUGCGGGUGGGCCCCUGACGGCUCCUGCAUCUUCCUCAGCCCUGGCACCAGGGCCACCUUUGAGCAGGACGUGUCCGGGGCUAGCACCUCCAGCUUAGGGGACUGCACAGGCCUCCUGCGGGCCAGCCUGGCGGAGGAGCGCGCCGGGCUGGUGUCGGUGAACCUGCUGGUGACGUCCUCGGUGGCGGCCUUCGUGGUGGGCGCCGUGGUGUCGGGCUUCAGCGUGGGCUGGUACGUGGGCCUCCGCGAGCGGCGCGCGCUGGCCCGGCGCCGGGACAAGGAGGCCAUGCUGGCGCCCGGCGGCGCGGUGCUGAGCGUGAGCCGCCUGGGCGAGCGGCGCGCGGGGGCCGCGGGGGCCCGGGGCGGCGGCGGGGGGCCCCCGGAGGCGCUGCUGGCGCCCCUGAUGCAGAACGGCUGGGCCAAGGCCACGCUGCUGCAGGGCGGCCCGCACGACCUGGACUCGGGGCUGCUGCCCACGCCCGAGCAGACGCCGCUGCCGCAGAAGCGCCUGCCCGCCCCGCUCCCGCUCCCGCACCCGCACCCGCACCCGCACCCCGGCCCGCGCGCCUGGGAGCACGGCCCCCCGCUGCUGCCCGCCGCCCCCGCCGCCUCGCUGCUGCUGCUCGGCCCCGCCCGGCCCCCCGAGCAGCCCGGCCGCGCGCCCCACGCGGACUUCCCGCCCACGCCGCACGCCAGCCCGGACCGCCGGCGCGUGGUGUCGGCGCCCACCGGCCCCUCGGACCCGAACGCGGCCUGCGACAGCCUCCCGCGGCGCUGGAGCCCGCCGCCCACCGGCAGCCUCCGCCGGCCCGGCGCCCCCGGCCCCGCGGCCGCCGCGCUGCGCCGCACGCACACCUUCAACAGCGGCGAGGCGCGGGGGGACCGGCCCCGCGGCCGCCACGCGCGGCCCGGCGCGGACCUGGCCCACCUGCUCUCCUUCGGGGGCACCGACAGGACUGCGCCCCCCGUGCCCUAG